Molecule: messenger RNA, 2040 nt
Organism: Erigeron canadensis
Lineage: Eukaryota; Viridiplantae; Streptophyta; Magnoliopsida; Asterales; Asteraceae
Exons: 1
Coding region: 1-2040 (679 amino acids)
Biological process (GO): DNA integration
Molecular function (GO): RNA-DNA hybrid ribonuclease activity; nucleic acid binding
Source: RefSeq, a predicted model, not a curated record
AUGCCAUUUGGCUUGAAGAAUGCAGGAGCAACUUACCAAAGACUCAUAGAUAGAACUUUCCAACAUCAGGUCGGAAGAAAUAUUGAAGCCUAUGUGGAUGACAUAGUCCUCAAAAGCCAUGAAGAGAAUGCCAUGAUAGCUGAUAUCCAAGAAACUUUUAAAACAUUGAGGGGCAUCAAUAUGAAGCUAAAUCCUUCCAAAUGUAGUUUUGGAAUGGAGGAAGGAAAAUUCUUGGGACACAUAGUUACCGCAAGAGGAAUAAAAGCCAACCUUAAGAAGAUUCAAGCAGUUAUAGAUAUACCCUCUCCAAGGACAAUGAAACAAGUGCAAAGUUUAAAUGGGAAGUUGGCUUCCUUAGCACGAUUCCUUUCUAAAGCAGCUGAUAGAUCCCUCCCAUUCUUCAAAACCUUAAAGGGGUGCUUAAGGAAGCAGGAUUUCUCUUGGACAGAAGAGGAUGAAAAGGCAUUCCAGGAUAUGAAGAAAUUUUUGGCUAACCUACCAACACUUACUGCUCCAAUACCCGGGGAGACACUCACUCUUUACUUGGGUGCCUCCAAAGAAUGUGUAAAUGUUGUCUUGUUAGCAGAUAGAAGAAGUUCUCAGAUGCCCAUAUACUUUGUUAGUCGGGCAUUAAAAGGGUCCGAGAUAAACUACCCGGCCUUGGAAAAGUUAGCCCUUGCUCUAGUCCAUUCGGCUAGACGCCUUAGAAGAUACUUUCAGGGACAUCCUGUCCAAGUUCUCACAGAUAAGCCCAUCAGGCAAGUCCUCUCAAAACCUGAGGUGUCUGGUAGGCUAGCUAAGUGGGCAAUUGAGAUCGGAGAGCACGAAAUAAUGUUUCAACCAAGAAACGCAAAGAAGGGCCAGGUUUUGGCAGAUUUUUUAGCAGAAGUUGACGGUGAAGAAAAAGAUGCAAGUAAGGAAGAAGAAAGCCCACCAUGGACUCUUUUUACUGAUGGAGCAUCCAGUGCUGGAAGAUCUAGAGCAGGCCUCAUCCUUAUUGAUCCAGAUAAAAACGAAUACACCUAUGCCCUCCGUUUUGACUUCCUAGCCUCCAACAAUGAAGCUGAAUAUGAAGCUCUCCUAGCAGGGCUAAAAAUAGCUAGAAAAAUGAAGGAAGAAAAUAUUCAUACUUAUGUUGAUUCUCAACUGGUAGCAAAUCAGAUAAAAGGGGCAUUUGAGGCAAAUCAAAAAACCAUGCAGCUUUAUUUGGAGGAAGCCAGAAAGGUCAUCUCAGAAUUCAAGAAAUUCAUCAUAGAGCAGGUUCCCAGGAGCCAAAACAAGAAGGCUGAUGCCUUAAGUAAGCUUGCAUCUUUAACCUUUGCCCAUCUUACAAAGGAAGUGCUAGUGGAGGUGUUGGAAGAAAAAUCCAUAGUGCCAAAAAAGGAAGUUUUUCAAGUAGAAGAAGCUGAAUGUUGGAUGACCCCACUAUACAAUUUCAUCAAAGAUGGAACCCUUCCUGAAGAUAAAGAAAGUGCAAAGAAAAUAAGAAUGAAAGCACCAAUGUAUCUGAUCAUGGAAGGAUCUUUGUUCAGAAAAUCUUUCCUUGGUCCCCAUCUUCGUUGUGUAGGUCCUUUGCAAGCAAAAGAACUCAUCCAAGAAGUACAUGGUGGAACAUGUGGUAUCCACUCAGGACCAGGAUCAGUUACGACCAAGAUCAUGAGACUUGGAUACUUCUGGCCAUCUUUAUAUCGAGAUGCCAAGGAAGAAAUUGAAAAGUGUCAAUCAUGUCAGAUGCAUGCACCUGUGUCCAACAGGCCUAGGCGAGAUCUUAUCCCGGUUACAACAGCAUGGCCAUUUUACAAAUGGGGAAUCGACAUAGUCGGAUCAUUUCCUCGAGGCAUUGGUAACAUGAAAUUUUUGAUAGUAGCUGUGGACUACUUCACAAAGUGGGUAGAGGCAAAGCCGUCAGCAACCAUUACAGGGCAACGGGUAAUCAAUUUUGUGUGGGAACACAUAGUAUGCAGAUUCGGAGUUCCUCAUGUGAUGGUUAGUGAUAAUGGGAAAUGGCAAAGUACUACAAUAAAAAAGUACGCCCCAUGA